This is a messenger RNA of Fomitopsis serialis, 2403 nucleotides long. Its product is annotated as pH-response regulator. Bases 1 to 2403 code for a protein of 800 amino acids. Lineage: Eukaryota; Fungi; Basidiomycota; Agaricomycetes; Polyporales; Fomitopsidaceae. The transcript is spliced from 16 exons. The record is from RefSeq and is a predicted model, not a curated record. Gene Ontology annotation, cellular component: endosome. Gene Ontology annotation, molecular function: protein binding.
AUGCCAAACCAGUUGUCUGUUCCUUUCAAGAAGACGUAUACGGCAGAGAUUCGACAAGCCGUCCGGGAGUAUCUAUUCAAGAACCACACAGAUACUCACCCUGACGCGUUUCGAUGGGACAUCAACCGCUGGGAAACCCUCCGCAAGGAUGGCGUCGGCGGUGUCGUUCACGUCGGCAAAGUGGAACCGUCACUGAGUUAUCACGCACAGCUUGUAUUUAUUAUGACGAAAUUGCCAGCCGAUAUCGGGCUAGAAAUAGCAUAUGCGCCAGUGUUUGCCUCUAGUGCGCUUCCAGUUACACUGUCGAAUCUGUUAUUCGAACGAGCUGGCGUCUUGUUCAAUAUCGGGGCCCUCGCCUCUCAAUUGGCCGCUGCAGAGGACCGCUCAACAACUCAGGGCCUCAAGCAGGCAAUCGCAUACUAUCAGAGUGCCGCGGGGACUUGGAAGUAUAUGGCUUCGUCUGUGGUAUCCCAGCUGAGAGCCUCUGUUGCUGAGGAUGACAUGCCCGCGGACCUUACGGAAGCAUUCGUCACAAGCCUAGAAUUGUUGAUGUUAGCGCAGGCACAAGAAUGCGUGUGGCAAAGGGCUGUAAUGGACAACUACAAGAACGGACUCAUCGCCAAAUUGUCCAUGAAGGUUUCCUCCCUAUACGGAGAGUCCCUCGUGGCCAUCAAAGGUGCCUCACCAUCCAUCCGGCAUAUGUUCCCUUCGCACUGGCAGGCCCAUCUUGAGACAAAGCAAUUACACUUCGAAGCCGCUGCAUACUACAGGAAGAGCGUGGAAGAUCUAGAAGCCAGCAGGUACGGCUAUGAAAUAGCACGGCUCACCGAAGCACAAGCCGCGGCCAAGAAGGGCCAUGAUGUCGCCCGCCGCGGUGGUGUCUCGCCGGCCGUCCUCCAGGACAUCAAGUCCCUUUGGGAUACAGUUCAGAAGAACUUCGCCCGCGCGGAGCGUGAUAACGACCUCAUCUAUCACCAAGACGUGCCAUCUGCAUCAGCCUUGCCGCAACUACAAGGCGUGUCUAUGGUCCAGUCUGCUGUUCACACAGCAUUGACGGACCCUAAGACUGCCAUCGGCGGUGACGGCGUGAUUUUUGCCGAGCUGCUCGGAUGGGGCGCAAGGGUUGCAAUAGACAUAUACAAUGACAGACGGCAGAACUGGAUCAAAGAUGAGGUGCUAGAUAGGGCUCAGCAGCUUGAUGACCUCACCACGAAAACCCUCGAGUCGCUCAAUCUCCCUGCAGCGCUGGAAGCGCUGGAGAGACCAGUAGGACUGCCCCCGAGUCUAUUGCAAAAGGCAGAAGAAGUAAGAGUGGAAGAUGGUCCGGCGAGGAUUGAAUCAUCGGUAGACAAUGUCCGGAAGCUCGCACAGCAAGACAUGGGUAUACUGGAUGAGGCCAUGGAUAUCCUUGAUCAAGAAGCGGAUGAAGACGAAACCAUCCGGGCUGAAACGAGUGUGGAUCGGCCCCCGUCCCACGAAGCCAACAUGGAGCUGAUUGGGAAGGCCGAGCGCUACCGGAAUAUUAUGGACCAGGCGUCAGAAAGCGACGGGCAUGUCAGGCAGAAGUGGGAUGAUUGGGAGAAGAAUAUCGUAGAACUGACCUGGGAUGAGGCACAGCUCGAGGCGUCCAUCCCAUCAUCAACAGUGUCGCUUUCCCCAUCCUCGAGGUCCGGCGCCAAUCCGACGCAGACACACGCGCGCGCUCUGCGGGUGCUUCUCGAGUCUCUGGAUGACGUGACGCGAAAACGAGAAGACCAUGUCAGGCGUGCCACUCGUCUUGCGGAGUCUGAGGAUAUCAGCCCUCGGAUCAUCAAAGCAGCUAAUGCCAUUGCACAGUGGGUAGAAGUUCAGCCGGCGAAAUUCGAAGAUGUGCUGGAAGAAGAGCUUGUAAAAUAUGAGAAGUUCCGCGUCGGUGUGGAAGAGACGGCGCGCGGACAGGAGUCGCUUCUGCAGCAGAUCAAGGAGCGGAACGAGAUGUUCAUACAGUCUCGCAGAGAAGAUACAAGUGUCAAGGAGCGCGAACAUGCCUUGCAGUCCUUGGAUCUCGCGUAUCACAAGUACAAGGAGAUCACACGAAAUCUUGACGAGGGUCUGAAGUUCUAUAACGACUUCGCAGCCAUUUUAACACAAUUUAGGGAUACGUGUAAAGAUUGGGUCAAUAUGCGCAAGCGCGAGAUUCACAAUCUGACCAGGGCAAUGAGUUCAAUGACCCUAACACCGCCCGCAACGCCCGCUUCCCCUCCAAGGAACAUUUCUACGCAACAUCCAGAAGACGUACAGCCUUCAACGCAGCUUGCCCGUCAGGCGGUGUUGGAUCUUCCUCCUCCGGAUUCGGACGAGUGGGAGAGCAUGGUGUUGCCUCCUGCGCGUCCGUCCUUGCAUGGCACGAAGCAACGCCCAUAA